AAUAUGCUCUUUGAUAAAAUUAGCAAGAGGGGGAUCACACUAAGCUUACUAAUAGUCUUUAUUAUAGCGAUCCAGGUGUCCUGUAGUGGUCCUGGUAAUAGGAACUUGCUCGAUAAUCAAUUCCGUACAAAUGCUAAUUCUGGAAUUCGAUUGGAGCAAACUCCAGAUGAAGAGCAUCAUGAUGACUUCAUUGAUGCUAUGAAAGGGACUCUCUCAGUCUCAAUUGGAAGUGCAAUUAUCAUAAUUCUUCUGGGAUACACUCUUUACAUCCUUGCUGAUAAGGCCAAUUUAGCUCAAGCUAAUAUCAAUAAUAUUAAGAAGGACGCCAGAAUGAAGCUUAUCAAGAAGACCUGGGAGUACUGAGAAGCAAAUGCAUUUGUAGAAAAGGGUUUCUACCCCUUCUAGAUGUUCGUAAAUGAAGAAUAUGGAUGCACCAAAAUCGGGCUCUUUUGAAAUUUUA
Molecule: messenger RNA, 460 nt
Organism: Moneuplotes crassus
Lineage: Eukaryota; Ciliophora; Spirotrichea; Euplotida; Euplotidae
Source: the annotation of a GenBank genome assembly